CCACUAGGGUGCGUCAGUUGCGUUGUUAUGGUUGACUAUGACAUUAUGAAAAUAAUCGUCGUCUCCAGUUGCGGUUCGUCGCAACGGUUAAUUAAUAAUCGUCUGAGGAAAUAUUUCGAUCAUGGAUCCAGGAUGGCAGGACGUUAAUGUUUACGAGCUCGUGACGCAAUUGGUUAAGCAUACAUUGCGACGAAACUAUCCUGAAAAUGGGAACUUCUACAUGCCUCCCAGAGACGAUAUCAAAAUAGUAAAGAGACUUCGCUCAAAAGCUUUUGAGAUAUUGUUAAAUAAAAGUAAUAAAAUAUACGAUCAAGAGAACAAGGCAAAUUGUAGAGCUGACCCCUUAGUGCAGAUAUUAAAGCAUGCCUUUGUACUCAAAUUAUCCCUGAAACGUAUAUCGGAGGCUACAGAAUUGGAGAAUUUAAUAAACAAUUUGUUCAAUCAGGAAGCUAACAUAGAACCUGUGGUUGAUCCUGUUUUAAAGUUAUUGAUAGAGCUUAAACAUUUUCAGAUUGAUACACAACCUGCAUUGGAUAUAUUUCACUAUGGUAAAACCAAUCCUCUCUUGCCUGAAGAUGUCACAUGUACAAAUGGUGUGCCCAUGUUUCAAACAUAUCCUAUGGAAUCGCUUGUCUUACCUGAGAAGUUCGAAGCCAUGUUGGGCAUUUGUAGAACAUAUCCUAAGCAAAAUGCAUCUGCCAAUUUUGUCAGUAGAAUAUCAUUUGAAGAUCAGCAUGUGUCUAAGGCCAUACUUGGGAUAGAAACAAUCAGAUAUAAUAAUGCUAUUGAAAUGGCUCCUUGUAUAUCAAAUAGUAGCGACAAUAUACCGAAACAAUAUAAUAUGAUCAGUCCUCUUUUGACGUGUUUUAUGCAGAUCGACACAGAGCAAACCAGUAAACUAUACUUGUCCACUCCAAAAUUUAUAUCAAACAUGACUUUGCCUUGCGAAUGGAUAGAGCCUAUAGAGAAUCAAAAAGACAAUUUAAACGGCUUGUGUUCAUUGGACGACUCUAAUUGUAAUUUCGCGAACGAAGAGAAACACGUUAAAGAUAACGUUGACUUAAUAUGGGAAAAUAUGCGGCUCUCUGAUGACUGCGUCUCAAAGUUACGAACGUGGGAAUCCCUCGGAACUGCGGAAUCUCUUAAGCAGACGCUAUUUGUUACUGAUCUGCCGGAGACAACGAUGCACUUAGCGAGGAUAAGACAAACAAGUAUUUUAUCACUGCUGCCAAAGAAGGCAAUGACUGCCAUACAACUGAUGCGAGAGGUUUCUCUGAAAAAGUUCUUGUCGGAUAUUAAGACGCUGUUGUUCGGCAUAGACUCGGACUCCUUCACGUACGAUAACGUGACGGGAUUUAAAUUGGAGGAGAACAUUACCGUGCUGGGUAUAAGCUCGGAAUCGCUGAUGAUCACAUGCCGAGAGGCAAUUAAUUGGGGCAACAGUUUCAAGUCCUUGUCGCGCCUUGUCACGCCUGACCCACAAACGGGUAAAUUGCAGCAGGAUGGUCUAAUAUUCAAGGCGAUGUGUACCAAUGUUAAAGAAUUGCUGUUGUACUAUCGAGCAGCGUUACAAAGGAUCCUCAACCGACACGAGUUCCACGGACUGUUGAGUCUGUUUAAGGAAGUCCGGCCAUUGGCGCGUCUGAUCGUGGAAGUCGCGAGACUAUGCGGUUAUGAGCAACAUGGUCAGUGUACUCUGGUCGGUGGCAGCGGGAUCUUGACGCAUAUUUAUAAAGAAGUGACCAAAGUCACUGAUCCAAAGGUCGCGUUGGUGUUUUAUUCUAUAUUAAAAUCGUGUUGUGAGGUUUACUUUCGGUUUUUGCAAAAUUGGCUAUUCGAAGGGACGUUUGACGAUAUCUACGGAGAAUUUAUGAUUCAAAUGCGAUCUCAGCAUUUGCGAAAGAGAGGACGUAAAUUUUGGACGGAGGGCUUCGCGGUCGAUACGGACUCGGUGCCCGGUUUCCUGUCCGACCUUUCGGAAUCGAUUCUGCGGUGCGGAAAGACGCUACGACUUUUGAAAAUCUGCAGUCCAAAGAACUCGGUAUGCAACAUAUCCAUCAGUGGUCAACCAGAAGUGAGAGUCUGUUUAAGCGUGUCUAUGCUGCGAGAACAACUGCUAAGGUGUCAGGAGUACGAACGGAAAGGCGAGGCGACAUUGGGGCCGAUAGUAUCGCUUCUGUCCGCAAUUCGAGACGAGAAGAAAGCCGAAAGGGAAAAGGCCGAACUAGUGAUACGAGCGCAGCAGGAUACCUUAGCGAGAAUCAACAAACAACGUGAAGAACUCGUCGCGAGGACCGUACAAAGUAAACGAGUUUUGCUGCAAAUGUUAAAGAAACAGGCGGAGGAAAGUGCCUUAAUUAAGGAAAAGGAGAAAGAACUUGAGAUGUUGGCUGAUAAAUUGUUGCUCGAGAAGAUCAAUCGGGAGCAAGAAGAAAUGCGGGAGCAACAGAGGGCCGAACGAGAGCAUCUUGUGAGUUACUACGAUAAAUUAUCUGGCGAUCUAGAAAGGAUUCGUGUACGAUCUAAUUGGCGUAAAGCGAGAAUGAACAAUUUCGAGAGACGAGUGGAAUUGUUGGAGUCCUUAAGGAGACGCGACAGAACGAUGUCGGAGAGCAUCGGCAUACCGAGUUCGGGCGAGAAUGUUGACGUGGUUGAUAUUGAUGAACCAAAUAAAGACACUCUCGUUUCCAUAGGCAUGGACGUAUCUACAUCCGAAGUGGAAUCAGUACCAAACCAGGACGAGAACAGUAACUUCGCGGGCAAUGAAGCGAUAGAUGUCACGACAGACAUCUUUAAUCAUAUCAGCCCCGCGGAAAUUCUAUCUCCUACUGAAGUAAUCUCCACGGACACUGACACUCCACCUACGGGAAAUCGUGAUUCUAACAAUAAAAACAACGUGUCGGCUGAAGAAGUCACGACCAAGUAUUCGCACACGACGCAAAACACGCAGAACGUAUGUCUACCGCAAGAGUCCUUGCCAUUGAAUUAUAUAUACAAGAGAAACAACGAAAGGAGCAACUUGCAGGAUUUUCUGCGCGACGAGGCGAUGAAGGAAAUCCGCACUAUUAUGACUGAGCGGGCACCAAACACGAUGACACUGGAUGUUCGUUUGAACAAUAUCCUCAGAGUCGAUGAGCUGACUGGAAAGAUAAUCGGUGCUGUUAACAGACCUAAGUCCUUAGCUAUCAAGAAAAUUGAUAAUAUGACCGCUGCACAAGCUAACAAGCUCAAAGUCCUACUAGAGGAGUACGGUAUGACUCCGAAUAACAACGAGUUCAGCACGAUACUUGCGGGUCAGGCGCAGAUCGCAGAUUGCACAAAUCUGAACGACAAUAAUCGAGUGUUGCUGGACGCCGUCCACGAAAGAGAUGUCGAAAGCACGGGCGAAAAUGUGAAUAACAACGUUCUUUCGACGUUCGAUGUCGAACUGCCGGAAACAACAGUGAUCGUGGACGGGCUUGCGAAUAACGAGUGUUCGCACGGAGCCGACGCGAACGAGAAAGCGCAGGAGUUGGUGUUUGGCAACGGCGCGGCACAGCAGAACAUCAUGGACACGCCGAUGUCGUGCACAACCGACAACUUCACCACGUUGUCGACUCACACACCUUUGUCGCAGGUGCCGAACUGCGAAGACCUGUUCUCCUUGAAUGUCGGCCCGGAAACUUCGUGUUUGUCUUCCAAUACAGUGAGAUCCGUCACGGAAGAGACGUGUUUCGAGUCUCCGAUGAGCGACUUCAAGCUACCGAACUUGUUCGGCCUCAGUCCGGACGUAGUGAGACCUAACAUCGUGCCCUCAUCCUUGACUAUAGCUGACGUCGAGAUGAUCGAUCACACCUCCCUCAAGGUGUACCUGGAGAAGUCCAUUAUCAUUCCGCUGCAGAUACAGAGUCGCCUGAUCAAUAACGCGAUCAUUAAGUACUUGUUGAAUGAACACAAUAUGCUGCUGCAUCUACACAGUCUGCGUAGUUAUUUCUUUCUGUUGAACGGCGAAUUUGCGAAGAGCCUGACGGAUUCGCUGUAUUCUCGCCUCUAUGCGAUAUCCGCGCCGAUCGAGCUCUUCAAUUCUGCGACCCUUACGAAUCUUCUGGAACAGGCGCUGAUGAACUCGUUUAGCAAUAAUUAUGUUAACUCGGAACUUUUGAGCCUCUCCGCCGUUGACAAGCCGCGACAAUUAUACAUAUCAGAUCCGAAUGUCUUAGAAUGCCUUUGUCUCAAUUAUAAGAUAUCGUGGCCGUUGAAUAUUAUUUUGGAUGACACGGUGAUGCUGCAAUAUAGCAAGGUGUUCAAAUUCCUGAUAAUGACUGGUAGGAUGUCGUGGGUAUUGAAGGAAGACUUCAAUAUUAUGAAAGUGGACCGUAAUGUAGUUGUUUCGGAGCAGUAUCACAAACUUCAGUUGUAUAGACAUUCUAUGACACAAUUCAUGAACGCUCUUCAUAAUUACUUAACGUGUAGCGUGCUGCACGCAAGUUGGAGCGAAUUUGAGAAGGAUCUGCAAAACUCGCGGACGAUAGAUCAGAUUUAUCUCUCGCAUAUGAAUUACAUCAAAAGAAUACUUUCGAGGUGCAUGCUAAACACGCGUGGGGAGAAGAUGCGUGUGUGCUUGAUCAACAUCUUUAAGAUUAUACUGAAAUUUCACAAUCGAUUGCGAUCGCAAAUCUGGACGGUUGGCAGCACAGGCCGGUACAGUCAUCCGAAUUUCAAGAGUCUGGAGCAGAUGUAUCAGUCGUUCUGCGAAUGGCGGACUUAUAUGGCACACGUAGCGCACAAAUUAGCUAUUAGCGGGUAUCAGCCGCACUUAACUCAUUUUCUCAAUGCUUUAAAUAUGAAUCACAUGUAUGACUUAACGACGAAACAAUAACAAUGUGAAUGCGCACUCGUUCGUGCCCUCUUUUACGAAAUCGAGAUACACUGAAGGUAAAAAAAACAAAAAAGUAUAGGAAUUAUUUUUUGUAAGUUAUAUCAUUCCCAUAUUAAAAAUAAUUUAAUUUUCACGGAAA
Odontomachus brunneus is the source of this 4997-nucleotide messenger RNA. It is a transcript of the gene Grip163, whose product is annotated as gamma-tubulin complex component 6. Bases 122 to 4858 code for a protein of 1578 amino acids. Gene Ontology annotation, biological process: microtubule nucleation; cytoplasmic microtubule organization; mitotic cell cycle. The record is from RefSeq and is a predicted model, not a curated record. Gene Ontology annotation, cellular component: equatorial microtubule organizing center; centrosome; spindle pole. The transcript is spliced from 15 exons. Lineage: Eukaryota; Metazoa; Arthropoda; Insecta; Hymenoptera; Formicidae. Gene Ontology annotation, molecular function: microtubule minus-end binding; gamma-tubulin binding.